Silurus meridionalis is the source of this 3384-nucleotide messenger RNA. RefSeq names its product G protein-coupled receptor, class C, group 5, member Bb (gene gprc5bb). Gene Ontology annotation, biological process: G protein-coupled receptor signaling pathway. The coding region runs from base 558 to 1787 and encodes 409 amino acids. Gene Ontology annotation, cellular component: plasma membrane; intracellular membrane-bounded organelle; signaling receptor complex. The record is from RefSeq and is a predicted model, not a curated record. Lineage: Eukaryota; Metazoa; Chordata; Actinopteri; Siluriformes; Siluridae. Gene Ontology annotation, molecular function: G protein-coupled receptor activity; protein kinase binding; protein kinase activator activity. The transcript has 4 exons.
ACACACACACACACACACACACACACACACACACAUAUCUCACAGUGAGUGAGAGAGUGAGAGAGAGGGGUGACAUCGUGGUUUAACCCUUUUCGGAUCAGAAUCCAGACUGUAGAUGGGGGGGAACAGACGGACGGCGCGCGCACCACGUCGGGGACGCACCGAUUUCAUAUCCAGGAUCAAACCCAGCAGGAUUUCUCUUUUCUGCGGCUCUUUUUUUUACUCUCUGGCGUAAAUAAAUCCGCUAUUCACAGGAUAAUGCCAUUCACACGACUCGUUUAACCAGCGCGAGGAGAUCCAGCAGCACAGAUCCACCAGAGAUCCUUUAGAGAUUUCUCCGAGAUCCACCACAGAUCCUUCAGAGCAGCUCUGAGACUGAUCUGUAGCUGUGCAUUCUUUUUUGUUGGAUUUUUGAUUUGCUUAUUUGAGUGUUGGAUAAGGCGCAGAUACACAAUGCCUGGAUGCGCAAUUGUGCGUAAACGGCGCGCGUGAAGCAGAGGGGAAAUCUCGGUGUUUUUUCAUCACGGAUCAUUUCAUUUUUUUAAUUAAAAAAAGCCAUGGCGAUCAUUCCCACCUUCACCAUCCUCCUCUCAGUACUUGUUUACGGGGCAGGUGCAUCUACUGCAGAAUCCUCGCCCCCUCCCAAAGGAUGUGGUUCAGGUGUCCAUCCGUCGUACCGGCUCCUGUGUGACCUGGAGUCUGUGUGGGGAGUCGUUUUAGAGGCGGUGGCAUGUGGUGGUGCAGUUUCGGCGGUCGUUCUUUUCACCGUCCUGCUCUCCAAGCUGAAAAUGGUGACUGAGCCAGAAAGGCGUAGCGGUGUAGGACCUCUGCUGCUGCUGCUGCUAAGUACAGUUGGUCUGUUUUGCCUGUCUUUGGUGUUUAUGGUGGGGCAUGGUGAGACGGUGUGCAUGCUGCGGCGUGGGCUGUGGAGCUCGCUCUUUGCCCUUUGUUUCUCCUGCCUGUUGGUGCAGGCAAUUCGGCUGCGGAAGCUUGCCAUGGGGAAACGCAGUCCAUCAGGCGUGACGCUCUCUGUGCUGGCGUUUGGCAUUGCGCUCGUACAGGGGGUCAUCAGUGGCGAGUGGCUGUUGCUGACGGUGGCACGUGAGGGCAGAAGCGCCUGCGACUACCCACCACUGGACUUCGCGUUGGUGUCCGGCUACACAUUAGUACUGCUCCUCACUUCAACAACGGUGUCGCUCGGAGUCCUUCUGUGUGGCACGAGACACAUCGAUGAUGCUGCCAGGAAGAAAAGACGCAGAUGGAGCUGUAACGGUGUCUGGCUUUUCCUCUCCUGCCUCGUCUCCCUCCUCAUUUGGGCCGCAUGGCUUGGGUUUUACCUUUACGGAAACACCGCUGGAAAGAGCACUACAACCAGUGAGACAGACGGCGAGGAACCCGCCCUGGCCAUAGCCUUAGUCAUGGAGGGAUGGGCACUGCUGCUCUUCCACGCCAUCCCAGAAGCCCAUCUGUGCCUGCGAAUGAGCAACCACAGGGGUAACGAAGGGGGCCAGGAUUACUAUGACGCAAGACAACCUCAGUCUUCACACAGUUACCGCGAUGACGACGAGCUGCCGGCCAAUCACAGAGCAGCGUACACAGAAAGACAAGCGUUUUCCAUAGAGGAGCACAGCGCAGGCAUGCAGUCCGGAGGCUACCACACUACAGUAAUACGUCCCACGCCUCAAUUCCGAAGUCAUGUGUACCAGCCCACUGAGAUGGCCCUGCUGAUGAAUGGAGGAACGAUUCCCACGGCUCCCCCGAACUACACCGGAAGGCACCUGUGGUGAAUGCUGUGGGAUGUUACAGGGUCAGAGGGCAAUACAGUGCAGAAAGGGGCUUCAACUAACAGUGUCGACUUGAGCUGUGCUUUCGUAUGAUAGUGUAAUAAUGUAAUAAUGUUCUGUUAGUGAAGCUGGACCUAAACCACGGUUUGUGUAGUCACGCUGCACUGAAGGGUGACGAGUUACAGCUGCUUUCACACCAGGCAUGUUUUUUUAUCCUUUAUUAUAAAUGGAUGAGUGAAUGAAUGAAAAUGAGUGUGUAAAUAAAUACAUAGAUUAGGGUAUGAAUAAAUGUGUGAGUGAGUGUGUAAGCAAAUGAUUGAGUGAAAUAGUGAGUGAAUGACUGAAUGAAUCAAAUAAUAAAUAGGUGAGAGAAUGAGUAAGACAGUUAAUGAAUGGAUGAAUCAAUCAAUUAAUUAAUGUGAGUAAAUGAGUAUGUGAGCAUUAGUGUUUAAAUGAAUGAUUGUAAGUAUUUAUUUUUGAAUGAAUGGAUGAGCCAAUUAAUGAGUGUGUGAAUGAGUGUGAAAUACUGUGUGUAAGUGUGUGAAUGGAUGAGUGAGUGAAUGAAUGCGUGGAUGAGGGAGUGUGAAUGAAUAUGUGAGUAUGUUAUUGAGUGAGCAUGUGAAUGAGUGAGUGUAUGAGUAAGACAGUGAGUGAAUGAAUAAAUGAAUGAAUGUGUGUGUGGGAGAGUGGGUGUAUGAAUGAGUGAGGGAGUGUGAAUGAUUGAGUGAGUGAGUGAACGAGUGAGAAGGUAAAUUAUUGAAUUAAUUAAAGGUGAGUGAAUCGGUAAGACAGUGAGUGAAUGAAUGAAUGAAUGAAUGAAUGAAUACGUUUGUGUGAGUGAAUGAGUGAGUGAGUAAGUGAGUGAUUGAGUGAGUGGGCAGGUGAAUAAAUAAUUAAGACAGUGGGUAAAUGAAUAAAUGGGUAAGUAUGUGAAUAAAUGAGUGUGGUGGAGUGUGAAUAAUUAAGUGGAUAAAUAAGUGAGUGAAUGAGAGUAUUAUAGCAACUCAUCAGAAGCAUACACAAUCACCAUGGCAACACUCUUACUGGUGCUAAGUAUGAUGCUCUGAAAUGUGCCAGUAUUUUAGGAAACAGUGUGGAUGUUUUUUUUCGUCGUUGUUUGAGUGCCAAAAGAAAGUUAUACGUUUUACAGUCGCAACCAUGAAACUGCAGCGACGACAAAAACAACCCCCACAGAAGCAAACCAUGAGACAGACGACAUGAUAUGAGAGAGCAGACAAACUGAUUAAUUAUAGGAGCCAGGACAAUGUGGUAAAGAAAACAUGUUGCAUAGGUGUGUGAAUGUGUGAAUAACUAAAUCUGUGAAUGAGUGAGAGAUAAAGUGAGAGUAUGGGUGUGUGAAUGAGUGAGAGUAUGGGUGUGUGAAUGAGUGAGAGUAUGGGUGUGUGAAUGAGUGAAUGAGUGAGAGUAUUGGUGUAAAUGAGUGAUUGAGUAAGAGUAUGGAUGUGUGAAAAGGUGAUUGAGUGAGAGUAUGGGUGUGUGAAUGAGUGAAUGAGUGAGAGUAUGGGUGUGUGAAUGAGUAAAUGAAUGAGAGUAUGGGUGUGUGAAUGAGUGAAUGAGUGAGAGUAUUGGUGUGAAUGAG